Molecule: messenger RNA, 6194 nt
Organism: Contarinia nasturtii (swede midge)
Lineage: Eukaryota; Metazoa; Arthropoda; Insecta; Diptera; Cecidomyiidae
Product: ankyrin-3-like
Exons: 6
Coding region: 522-1109 (195 amino acids)
Biological process (GO): neuronal action potential; negative regulation of delayed rectifier potassium channel activity
Cellular component (GO): membrane; synapse; axon initial segment
Molecular function (GO): transmembrane transporter binding
Source: RefSeq, a predicted model, not a curated record
UCUACUUAUUGAAGCCAAUGAUCUCAUCGCAUUCGUCAAUUUAUUGGUUUAAUUAGUGACAAGACUUACAAUAAAUGCAAUAUUUCAAAGAGAAAGUUUAUUCGAAUGCACGCAAAUUAAAUUGAUGUCCUUUUUAAAAAGGAGCUCAGUAUGUCAACAUUCACAAAAAUUAUUAAGCAAAUCGUACGAAAUGAAUACCGCCAAGCGGCUUCAAAAUCUCCUUUUCUAUUUACAAACAAUUGCUUAGAAUAAUCGAUUAAAAUCGUGAAACAUAUUUUUGUCUCACUCUGGCCUUCAUGGUUUGUUAAUAACAAAUAUAAUCGGCUUUAAAUGCGACGACGUCGAUUGAAUAUAGCACAAAUACAGUCAAAACUUACAUGGCAAUGACAUCAUCACGUAUACUCAUGCAGAAACUACCCCUUAGUUUGGAAAUAUCGCUGAAAUAACGCAGAAAUUUCACGAAAAUAUUUUUUUGAAAAUUGAGACUUAUUAAGAAAGAAAAGACUCAAAACGACCUUGAGAUGGUAACCGAAAACGGAAUUCAGUCGGACGGAAACACAUCGUUCCUUCGAGCCGCCCGAGCUGGUAAUCUCGAAAAAGUGCUAGAACAUCUUAAAAAUAAUGUUGAUAUAAAUACAUGUAAUGCUAAUGGCUUAAAUGCGUUGCAUCUAGCAAGUAAAGAUGGUCAUGUGCAUAUUGUGUCCGAACUCCUGAAAAGAGGUGCAGCCGUUGACAAUUCUACAAAAAAAGGCAACACAGCUCUUCAUAUUGCUUCGUUGGCUGGUCAAGAAGAAGUUGUUAAACUAUUACUUCAAUAUAACGCUUCGGUCAAUGCACAAUCACAAAAUGGAUUUUCACCAUUAUAUAUGGCUAGUCAAGAGAACCAUGAUUCAGUAGUUAAAUUACUAUUGGCAAGCGGUGCAAAUCAAAGUUUAGCCACAGAAGAUGGAUUUACACCAUUAUUAGUGUGUGAACGAUGCUAUUCUCAGUUUUCGCCAUCGUCGUCGCUACCGCUACCAGUAUCUUUACUAUCAUCACUGUUGUCAGACAAUUCACUGUUGCUCAAAUCGAUUGCAUCUUCUUCGCUGCUUGACGACCACCAUGACUGAUCCGAAUCGUAUUCAGCUUCAUUGGAAUUUGUUGUUUGAUACUGAAAUGUAAAUAACAAACACACAUUAUACACACAUCACAUGAAUUCAAAAAUUAUAUCCAACGAAUAAUGGAACUCACCUUUUGUUGCUUUUUACGCUUAUUUUCAUCAAAUUGUUUGAAGCGUCGCUCUGCAUGCUGAUCUUGUAUCUUGGCAUCGACUGUGAAUGCAUCUGGCAAUUUUAUUCCCAAUAGUUCAUGAUGACCUAAAUACAUAUAUGAUGAAAAUUGAAUAUUGGAUUCAAAGUAAAAUAAAAAAACAAAUGAUUCACUCUAAACAUACCGCGAAGACGAAUAUUUCGACCGGCAUUAGUGUCGAUUCAAUUAAACCGAACGGACUUUUGUCGUAUCACCAACAUCAUCACGGUUUCGUAUGUAUUUCCAUGCGAUGACAUCUAGACGCCGACGUCGCAAAUGUGUUCGUGGCCUCUUCACUGAUAAUAUCGCAGCAUUUUCAGCAGCCGACACAAGCAUUCCAUCGACCAUAUUGAAGCGUUUCAGUUCGACUUUUGGCUGGCCGCCAUCUUCGUCCGAAUACCGUGGUCGAUAUUUUUUCUGCUUCUUCAAUUGUUUCGAACUCUUGUGACUGUAAAUGAAUGAACCAACAUCGGGCAGUGCUUCUGGCGAUGGUUUACCUGGCGACACACUUUGAAUCGAGAUUUCGUUGUCUUUCGGCCAUUCUUCCAACCAUUUUCCAGUACAUUGAAGCAACAGCUACAUAAUUUUGUUGUUCGAUAUUCAUCCACGUAGUGCACGGUACAUUGUGGAUGUUGUUCGAGUGCUUUGAAUAGCAAACAAACACUUGCACGUAUAUAAACUUUGCAUGGUGAAUUUGCAUGGGUGAACGGCGCCUUGCCAACAAACACAAAUGUAUGUUUACCAUGCCCUUGUGCGACAAUCAUUCGCACCAAUUCACCAAUCGUUCGAUGUAUUUCAAUCCAAUGCAAAAAAUUAGUCAGUACAUACGCUUCGCUGCCGUACACUUCCAUGGCCCGAUUGAAAAAUCUUAACGUAUGGUCGGUGUACGUUUCAAAAUCGUUCGUCCUACUGCUCGGCUGAACAUGGCUCUCACACUCUCGUUCGAUGCGCUCACGAUCGUCGGCUCUGUCGUCUUCAAGCGUACCAACCAGUCGAUCUCUUUUUUUUUUUUGAACUGUGGCAAUUUCGUCAUCCAAUGAUAUUGCUUGCUGGAUAUUUUAAAAUUGCGUACGCUUUUAACUUUCACAGCGCCCGUAUCGUCUUUCUCUCGAUCGAUAAUUUGGCCGGCAAUGAUUUCACGAUCGCCAACAUCAAAACUUACUUCGCGAUCGCAGUGGCGUAAUAUAUUUCGUAGCCGUAACAGUUUCAACGUUUUUCUUCUUCGUCUUCUUCUCUUUGUUCAUCAGAAAAACGAAUGCAUUGCCAUCGGUUUGUAUUCGAUUGGCGAAUGUUAAGCCCGCCGAAUGGCGUUCGAUUUUACUAAUGCCGAAAUAUUUACGCCACAUGCGAUCCCAAAGUUCUUUGUUGCCAUUGAACGGUUGUUGCCAGGGUUUAUUACUGCCAUUGUUCUUUUUCAUUUCCUGUUCCUUUGGAUUUUUCAACCGCUUAAGGAUUUCGUAGAGGCCACGCUUGUCGAUUUGUAUGUAGAUACGAUCAAAACGUGCCUCCGGAAUGACUUGAUACACUGUCAAAUUUGGCGCACAUCGAACCCAUGUAUAUUUGACACCUGGCAAUCGUUUUCGUGGCACAUAUUCGGCAAUUGAACGACAGAUUGAUUUUGAUUUGUUGUGAGUGGUGGUUUUAUGAAUUUUGGCUAUUGCUUCGGCCUGAAGUUUGGCCUUUGCUGCGGCAACUUCAGCCGGUUGGUUCUUUUCAUCUUCAUCCAUUUGUUUUUUGAUGACUAGACAGCGUUCACGAUUUCUUGCACGACAAUAUUGCUGAAGUUGUACGAAAAAUGGCACAUGACGAUACCAAUUUGUUCUCAAUUUGGAGAAAUAACCGCGUCGAUUCGCUUCGAAAUCCAUCGGAUUAAAAUCGGUUUGAAUACGCUUCAGAAGACGUUCGAUAGCUGGUGUCAAUAGAAUUGGAUCACGUUUUCGUUUUGGAUUUUUCACAUUCUUUUCAUUUUGUCGCUUCUUCCGUUUGGCCGCUUCAUCAUCGGUGGCCUUUUUGCGUGUCGGUCGUUUCGAUUGUGGCUUUUUGUUAUAGAAAUUCGGAUUCUCUGCUUCGUCGCUGAACAAAUAGCGCAUUGUAUUGGUGAUCAAUUGGUAAUUCGCUUUGCGUAUCUGUUUCAAUGUUCGACAUUUUUGUGGUGGUGGUGGUGUUUUAGCGCGUGAUGUACUCGCAACCGGCUCAUUUGAUUUCGCAUGGUUCGCCAAUUCUUCGGAAAUCACACAAUGAUUCAAAUAUGCCCGAACAUUAUUAUACAGACUACGUAUGAUGCACAUCAUGAAAUUGGUAAAAUAUUGCCGAGUGACAUAGGUGAAAAUGUUACCAUAACCAAUUGCAUUUUUCUCAAUGACUUUGUGCUUCUGACAGAACUUGAUUAUAGCCUGAUCCAAUUUCCAUGUUUUACGCAAUUUUUUCUUGCCAUUGAUACAAAAUAAUUUCGAUUGUAUUCACACGUAGUAUUCCAAAAUUCGGUACGAAUGGCAUCUUCAUUGUUCGAUUGCAUGAUUCGCAUGAGGCUACAGUGUACGUUGAGUGAGCCAAGUCGCCAAGUGUGACUCAUGUCCGUGACAAUUUUAUUGAUAAUGCUAGCUAAUUCAUCCUUAUUCACUAGAUUUUCAUUGAACGACUUACGUUUACCCAUUUUGAUCGAUUGGAAUCUUUCUGAAUCCUCAUCACCAUUGUCGCCAUCGUCACCAUCAUUGAAAUAAUCGCUGACAUUAUCAUUAUUCGAUGUAUUCGGCAUACUGGUGGCACGAGUUGAUCCGGUAUUGUUUUUUGUCGUGCAUUGCUAGUAUUCGAUUGUGAUUGUUUUGGACGUGUACCUGAUGCGACUGUAUCACCGGAUGAUGUUGGUGUAGACACAUCGUUCCGAUCGGCAACAGUAGAAGCAGCAGUUGUAUUAGUAUCAACACAAAUUCCAAAUCCAUGUCGUAAACGCUGCAAGGAUUCGACAUGACUCCGUUCAAAUUUUUCCACCAAAUCUUCGACUUUUCGCUUAACGUUUGAAUUCAAUUUGAUGUUCCGUGUGAACUGAUUCAAUUGUGUGCUCAAUUCAUUUGCAAUUGUUUCAACUGUGUGUAGAGAGAAAUGUGAUGAAAGUAUGAGUGACAUUUCUUCAUAUACUCUAUUAAAAAAAAAACUAUUUAGCCAUUUUUCUCCCAUUUCCGAUGCGAAAUUGGCAAAAAUAACGAAAUUUGUGUUCACUAUAGCCGACUACUUUUUGGUCUAAAAUCCAAAUCCGGUGGAAUUUGGCUGAUUGGUGGACUUUUAGGAUUUGGCCUGGUUUCCAGAACUUCCAAAAUGUAAUUCCAUAUAUUUAUAUAUUAUUCGGGUAAUUUUAUGCAGGAAAUGAAGAAAAAAUGGCUAAAUAGUUUUUUUUUUGAGAUUUUGUAUGGAAAAAUGGCAUAAAUCGUAAGUGAAUUCAAUAUUUUACCGAUUUGACGAUGUGCUGCGUUUGAAGCUAUUAUUCUUGUCAUGGAAGAAAACACAUUUUGACAUUCCAUUUCGAUUUGACUGUGUGUUGACGAUGUGCUGGCAUUUUGUAUAUUUUGGUGGAUCUGUGAAUGGUGGCUUAACGAAUUUGAGCGUUGUUGCUGCUGCUGUCGAUUGUUUUGAUCGAAUCGUACGCGUUUCGAUUGUGUCAAAAGUGUCGAAGACUGUGACGAAACUAAGCUAGGUGUGUGUAUGACAUUACUGUGUGCGUCGACAACAUCAUCAUCAUCAUCCGAUUCAAUAACUGUAUAGAUAUAUUUUCAGAAUCAAAAUAAGAAAAAGAAAAAAAUCAAACGAAAGACACAACACAACGAGGUAUUCACCUUUUCGUCUUUUGGAUCCAGUUGUAUUUGUGGCUCGGUAUCGGUUGAAAUAUUGAGUUUCAGAUUCGUUCUGUGACAUGAUUUCCAAACCAACGGUGCAUGGUGUACACUGUUGUAAUUGAAUUUCGAUUGAUUGCUGAACUCCGUCAUGCUCUUGUGUCGGCUCAGUUUGUUGGCUAUUGUCCACAGUCACAUCCAAUGGUUGAUUCUCUUCUUCUUCUUCGUCUUGAUCUUGUGUCGGCUCAGUUUGUUGACUAUUGGCCGAUGCGCUAUUCAUUGGUUGUCGUUGGCGCUGCGAAUUAGCCCAGUCAGAAUACAUUCGAAUUCUUUCAUUCGUUUCAUUAACGCAAGUACGCUUCGGACGCAUCCUUAAUUAUAAAAUGCGGAAAAAAUAGAAACAAAUCGAUACAUAUUCGUACAAUAUCGAAGAAAGAUCUUGGACAACAAACAAGCGGAACAGAACAUAACCAAACUUCAAAAAGCAAAGAAAAAAUUGAACACGUGCCGAAAUACUCAUCAAUAGCGAUAAUUUAUUUUCGAAACACGACAAAACAUGAAUUUACCUGAUUUAUUUUGGGACUUGGAUGAAUUAAUGCACAGGAAAAAUUUAAAAAUCGUUCCGUUGGUCUGAUUGACAAUUGCGUCUCACUUUCUUCGAUCGUUUAGAUGAUGAAAUUAUCAAACACGUUUUUUAAAGUUUAGAAUAUUUUCCAAUUUGUUAUCAAUUUGUUUGAAAUCACGACAAAAUAUGAAUUAAUUCGAAAAUUAUUGAGGCUUAUUUGGUUUUGAGCACAAUAAAAAUUCAUUACGGUUUUUUUCCCCCUUUGAGACUAAAUUAUUUCAACUAUUCCGAAUGGAGCUCGCUGUGUAAGUGCGAAAGAUUAUUUGACAUUUCGUAAUAACAAUGCCGACAAACUAGCUGCUACUGUAUAUGUGAAUGUGUAUGUAAUUGCGCAUAAUUAUUUCAAUCUGAAACAAUGACCAAUACACUUUGCAUUUAUGUUUAUAUUGGUCGCGUAUAUAGGUGAUUAUUUUAAUUUUCAUUCGAUUAUAUCGUUGUUUAAAUGGUUAUGAGCAAAA